AUGUUUGUGUCUAUUUUGGGUCCCGACGUGAACACAACUGAUCCCAAGUUGAGUGUUGACACGUGUUUGCACGCAAUGGUCAAAGCAAUUGGUCAUCACUUCUUGGCGGACGAGAGGGACCGCAAGUAUUACGCCGACUCUUACUCG
Messenger RNA from Oppiella nova, 147 nucleotides. Lineage: Eukaryota; Metazoa; Arthropoda; Arachnida; Sarcoptiformes; Oppiidae. The record is from the annotation of a GenBank genome assembly.